This is a messenger RNA of Orbilia oligospora ATCC 24927, 1050 nucleotides long. RefSeq lists its product as uncharacterized. Lineage: Eukaryota; Fungi; Ascomycota; Orbiliomycetes; Orbiliales; Orbiliaceae. The record is from RefSeq and is a predicted model, not a curated record. The transcript has a single exon. The coding region runs from base 1 to 1050 and encodes 349 amino acids.
AUGAUGGUAUACGAACAUGAUUCGGCCACCAAUGUACAAACUCUAGCUCCUAUUAAAGUUUACACUGUAGAUACUAGUACUUAUGAGAAUGGCCCCUCUCUAAGGUCUCCGCCAACAGCUUUGUUGUUGGGAGAAUCCGAUAUUCGAGUUCCUGAAUACCUUUAUGACUGGUUAAUACAAAGGAUGGGCGUAACAUAUCAAUUACGUGAAAAAAACUCGAACAAGACUAUAUGGUACACGGACUGCCUAAAUGCUAACCACAUUACAAUCUCGCUUAACAUUACAUUGCGCAACAUCCAUAUCGCUCUUACUUCGGAGCAUCUGAUAGGGAAAGUUGACUUGAGCUAUGGGGAAUGGCAGCAUGUGGGAAGCUCCUAUGGGGAAUCAGCUACGGGAGAGGCGUGCAGAAUCUUCUUGGGCCUAUCAAAGGACUAUGAGCGAAUCAAUGCCAAUGCCCCCAAAGCAGACAUCUAUCUAGGAGAUCCGUUCUUCAGGGCGGCCUAUGUCUGGUUUGACUAUCAGAAUAACCAGACGGGAUUUGCAAUUCCGAAGCAGGAUGUUAGGGCGAGCGGUAUUACGGGGAUUCGGGCAGAUGGCAUCGUCGCUACUGUGGGGUGGAAUGGUGCCGCCAUUUUGGCCCCGAAUACCAGCUAUCUAUCUGGGUGGAAUCCGUCGAAAUCGGGUCCACGGGUAAAUAUACAAGUUCUCGCGGGGAGCAUAGUAGCAGGACUCAUAUUUAUCGGGGCAGUUGCGAGUUGGGCAUUCUGGCUCGUACUCAGGAAGCAAAACGCGCCAGAAAUGCCACCGGCUCCAACCGCAGGACUCGAGUUAGAGGGCCAGGCUAAGUUCGAGAUGCCCGCAAAGCAUGGUAAUUGUGAAGUCGUCGGCAGUGGAGGAUAUCCCAAUGAACUUCCAGAAGAGGACCAGCAAGAGUAUCGUCGGGAGCUCCUCGCUAGUCAUGCAUUCCCAGCGGAGCUACCGGGGAGUACUAUAUUGAGGUCUGGCAGAAACAGCCGUGAUAGUCCCUCUUCCCGAGAUUCGAAUGUUUGA